UCUUAUCCAUCACGUGUGUGUGUUUGUGUGUCAGCGCCCUCUAGCGGAUGCCAAAGCCAAUUAGCUGAGCCAGCGAUUGUCAGUAGCCAAUCACAUGUACAGGAGGCGGGGAAAAGGCCUGGGUGCAGGUUUGUCAGCGGACGCGUUGCUCCUCCUCCCGGCUGUGCUAACAGUGUCCUUCACGGCGAACUGUACCGCGUUUCCGUGAGAGGGAGAAAGAGGAGGGAAAGAUCGCGAUACCGUGUGGGAGAGAAAAAGGAAGAGGAAGGAGAACCAGAGAAGAGGAAAGGGAAGAGGAGGAAUAACCAGGAGAGAGGAAAAGGAAGAGGCGGGAGAACCAGGGGAGAGGGCGCUCCCGUAGCAACAUGGCUGCUGUUUACACGAAAAAGCAGACCACCAGGCUGCGGCUGAGCAUGGAGAAAGUGUCGCCGGGAAAUAAUGACUCAUCCCGGGAGAACAACUGCGAUGAAGCCUCGAGUGGAGACCCGAGCGGCGCUGUGGGAGGUGUUGCGGCAGGAGGAGGCGUCAGUGCUGCACCACAGGCCCGCGGGCACGCAGGAGAUGCGGCCGUGAGCGUUGCCGCGGUUCCUCUGAUCCGAAUCAAAGAAGAGCCCGUGGAGGAGGAGGUGGUUGUGGAUGAAGAUGAGGGGGAAGAGAGCGAGUACGUGGAAGUGCACGUGGAGGAUAUCGGGGAGGAGGACUGGGACGAGCAGGCGGCCCCAGGAGCUCGUUUACCGGUCGGAGAAAACGAUGGCCGCGCUGAUGAGGGGGAUUGGCCAGUUUCCAGUGAAGAGAGGAGCGAGGCUUUUGGGAACAAGGAGCAUCGACGGGCGCACACCCAUGAUGGCCCCAUAGUCUGUCUGGACACAGACUCUCAGUGGGACAACCUUCUCGUCUCCACAGACGGAGGUCAUCGAACAUUGUGCUGUGCACUGUGCGGCUGCAGGUUUUCCAACUCCAGAGAGUUUUUUACUCACCAACUUGAACACCGUAACGAGAUCGUUAAACAAGAAUCGAUCGUGGAGGCUGGUGAGAGUUUGUCAAAACAGAGAGUUUUUGAGUGCAAAGACUGUGGGAAGGCAUACUCAUCGAUCGGACAAUGCCUCAAUCAUCAGCGUUCACACAAGCAGGCCUCGAAAUCGGUUUUCCAUCAGCUGGCACAUUUAAAGAAAAAAUCCUUUCAGUGCCCCACCUGUGGCCGCUCUUACUCUCGUGCAUCGGCUCUCGAUGCGCAUCGGCGUUGCCACGAGGAAAAGCUGUUUAAGGCAAGAAACAGUGACGGGGAAAAACAGCCACUGGACGAAGUUACAGUUAAAACCGAAGUUAAAACCGAAGACUCCACCGACACCAGUUCUGAACAGUUAGAGGAGUCUCCAAAAAAACUCUUCGAGUGCUUAGACUGUGGAAAAUCUUUCCGUACUAUGUGUGGCCUUGGGACACACCAGAGAUUCUCAGUCAACUGUUCAAACACGACCGACAAGGUGCGUGCCAAGCGUUCGUUCGAGUGCACCGAAUGCGGAAAGACUUUUCACCGUCCCAUGGCAAUGGCAUGCCAUCAGCGUUGGCAUAAAAGGCGGGAGCAGUUCCACGGUAAUGAUCAACCGUUUCAGUGUAAGGAAUGUGGCAAGGUUUUUACUUCAGAGACCUUCUACAAUAAACACCAACGUUUGGUUCAUACUAAAGAGACACCAGCCAAGAGUUUUCUCCAUCAAGUCUUUCAGCUCCAGAAGAAAGCUUUCGAAUGCCAGGAAUGCGGUCGCCGGUUUUCUCGUGCUUCUGCAUUGCAGUCGCAUCAGCUCUGUCACACCGACGUCUUUAGUGACAUUAUAGAGGGCACUUCUCAGAAGUCUUCUGAUAGACAAAUCAUUGAUUCGCACUUAAAUAAUCCAGACCGCGUCGCUCGUUUCACUGGAACCUCAGCAUAUUCACGUAACAUAAUGCAAACCAAUAGUUUAGAAAAAGAAUCAAAGCAAGAAGCAACAUUUAGAACAUAUAAAGAUAUUAAACCGGUCAUCAUAGCAGCUUCUGAUCUUAAUAAACACGACCAGGGCUUCCAACAAAACUCUGAUCUUGAGUUGGUGUGUGAAUCAGACCAAGAGGAAAAAGACUUUACUUCGAAACCAAGCAAAGAAACUGUGCUUACUCCUCAGCCUAUAGAUCCAGAGAUAGAUGUAAAUAUUGUACAGAUAGACUGUGUGAAUUUCGAUGAGGGGUUAGGAAACACGGAGACAGACCAAAGUCCUUCCCAAGACACAAAAGUUUUCAAAUGCUCGGAGUGCAAUCGGUCAUUUGAUAAAGCAUGUUCCUUGCGCUGUCAUAUGUUAUGGCACAGGGGAGGAAUGGGGAAAAAGUCACGUUACCGGCGAAAAAGUCUCAUGUUGAAUCCUGUCCGGAGAGUUACAAUCAAAUGUGAGAUUUGUGGACAUGAAAGUUUCACCAAGGCCUCUCAUUACGUACAUUUGGGAAAACACGAGGAGCGAAAACCCUACAAGUCUAUUAUGUAUCAGCUCGCAAAUCUGCAGAAAAACAGCUUCAAAUGCGACGAAUGCGAAAUGCAGUUCUCGCGCCUCUCGGCUCUGCAGUCUCAUCAGCAGCAUCACAAAAAAGAGAAGAAACCAUACGAAUGCUUUCAGUGUGAUAAAAGCUAUUCGAACCUCAGUACUCUUUACAACCAUCAGAAAGUCUGCACUGGCGAUCGUCCUCUGAACUGCAAUCCUCUCAGCGGCCAGGACAAAAAGCUGGAGCAGUUUAAUCCGAGCAAGACACUGCUGGGUCCUAAAGUUCACCAUUGUAAAAAAUGUGGGAAGGGAUUUUGGUCUGUGGGCGCCUUCUUUCAUCAUAAACAGUAUCAUCUGCAAUGUGGCGAGGUUAACGCUAGCAGUUCGGGAGGCGCUAUCAAAUCCGAGAAUGGGCACGUAAGACGUAAAAGACGAGGUCGUAAGAGAGGCUUGACGGGCAGCGACAACUACAAACCUCGCGUAAUGACCGAUCGCAUCAAAUCAAAAUUGUUUAAAUGCGACGUUUGCGAUAAAUCGUAUCGUGUUAUUGGCUGCUUUCUGAAACAUAAGCUUGUUCACCAAAACCAGUCUAUCCCACCUCCAGUAAAGUCCUUUAAACAUCAGGUUAACCAGUUGCAAAAGAACAUGUACUGUUGUCCUGACUGUGGCAAAAAAUGUUCUCAUGCCAUGGAACUUCAAUUCCACAUGAAAAGCCAUGGCUAUGAAACGGGGCUUCCAGUGGAAAACACGGUGUUGGCCAGUGCUCCUGGCGGACCUCAGUGCCCGAUCUGCCAUGCCGUUUUCCCUUGCGAGACGUCAUUAGAAGGUCAUCAAAAACACUGCUUGAGAGCAAAAGAGGACAUAGAAACGUGUCAUGGGGACAAAUCGGACCAUCUCGACGAUGAGCUCCUUACAUCUGACACAAAAUACGCAUGUGACGAAUGUGACAGGAGCUUUUCUGUUUUAGGCGCCCUUAAUUUUCAUAAAAGAAUUCACCAUAAAGCGCCUGAUUCCAUGGAGUCGCAGGAUGUGACCCCCAACAAUUCGGAAGAACCAACCGGCAGGGCUGCGUUUUGUUGUUCCGAAUGCGGUAGGAGAUUUUCUUCAAAUUCUGCCCUCGGUACACACCGGCGGUGGCAUAAAGACAAAAAAUUGGCCAAGUUUAUAUUAAAGAGCAGUAAAAUGUCAAGGAAAACUAUGGAGAAUGGACCCUUCUUGUGUAACUUGUGUGGGAAGGGAUUCUUUUACCUGUGCGUUCUUCGUAGGCACCAGAAAUAUCACCCGCCGAUCUUGUCACAGCCGGGCCCUGAAGUAAACCUUAAAAUUACCGAAGUCCUCAGCGGUCCGUCUCUGAAGGGCACCUUGGACUGCCCAGAUUGUGACAUAUCUUUCCUUAGUGGAACUCUCCUUGCAGCCCACUUUGCCUCUCAUCAUGCCAAGUCGCACAAAGCUGAAAUCGAGCAGCAGGUACAUGAGGAGGCCCCCGUUAGUCAACCUGCCCUGCCAGUAGCGAGUCCACCCACAGCUAUGACUUCGGCAAACGGAGAAGACAAACCAAAGAUAAAAUACCAGUGCAUCCAGUGUAACAAGAAAUUUGCAAAUGCGAGAGGUCUUCGUGCGCAUAAAUGGCAGAUGCACAGGAAGACCAGAGGACAGUCGGCAUCGGACACAGACGAAGACGUAAAACCGUUUCCUUGCUCGCAGUGUGAGAAGUGCUACAGAUCACAAGCAGCCCUACAGAACCAUCAACGGACCUGCAUCGGAAAUAACGAAAGCCUGAAACAACCAUACAAUCCAGAUGUAGUAGAAGAGCAACCAUCACGAAAUAGGCCUUUAAAGCCCGGUACAAAGUGCCUCUUCAAAUGCCCAAAGUGUGGUAAAGCCUUCUCUAGUGAGAAGCAACUGGAUGCCCAUAAAGAGGCAGCGAACGCACGGCUACACUCUUGUGCACUGUGCUGUCGUGGCUACUGGACUGAAUCUCAGCUACAGCAGCACCUCAUUUGGCACGAUGAAGUACGUCGCCGUCUCCCAACUGAACUCCGUUACAGGCUUAACAGUUCCAUAGUUUCGGGAUCCUCGGCCAAACCCCAGGUCUCGAGCACAAACCUGGUAUCUCCAGCGAAAUCACCUUCAACUGCUGCUAAUGUGCAAGCGGACAGGAAUUACAAAUGUCACCAAUGCAGCAAAGUGUUUCUCUCCCCACGUGCACUCAAGGAGCACCAGGCUCUCCACAAGCCCGACGAGCCUUACCGUUGCUCUCUUUGCCCGAAGACGUUUGUCGAGAUCAAGGAUCUCAUUGAUCAUCAUCAGGAGUGUUUGGGUGAUCAAGAAGUGGGAGACAACACUGCCCCCGCAAGUUCUUUUCGAGAUACAGAGAGCCUGACGUGCAUCGAGUGUGGGGUUUCGUUCAGCCAGGAAACAGACUUGCAUCAGCACUACAUCGAUCAUGCACGUGGCGAGUUCUGAAAGGUUUGGCUUAAUUCAUCGGAGGUAGUUGAUUAACAUGAAAAUGCUUUGUAAUAUUUAACGACUCUAGUGUUCAAACGAUUUGGCUCCAUUAGACUCUACCAUUCUAUUCUGGCUUGUUAUGAGACAUUUUGCUGCACUUAAUAACAAUAGUUGUCUCAUUGCUAAGGAUUUUUUUUUCACCUUUUCAGAAUGAAAAACUGAACGAAAAGAAUAAAACUAAGCAUUUUCAGGUUUCUCUUCCCGUUUGAUUAUGCAUUUGAAAAGAAAAAGAAGCUUGUUAUACGAAUGAAGCACGUCUUGUAAAUGCUUAAAUGCUGUCGCAUACUUCAGUUAUUCAGCGGUUUAACCUGUUACAUUCUAUAAAAUAAAACGUAGAGAUAUUAUACAUCCAAAGUCAAGUCUAUGUAAUUUUUUAAAAAAAAUUUAUACGAAAUGAAGGCAUUACAGUCCGUAACAGAAAUGUUUGAAAUGAACAUGUAGAAUGCACACUUGUUAUGUACAUGUGAAUAAUGUGUGUAUACUUUAUUUCCGUCACCUGGUGGUCUUCGUGUUUACUGAAUUGGUUUUGUAACCUUUUUAUGUUUUGAGAUUCCUCGUGGAGAUUAAUAAGCUUCGAAUCACCUCUAUGUAGAUUUUUUUCUUUUCUUCAAUCGCUUGACGUUUGAUUAAACGCGGUUCAGCGGGUAUAUAACAGUGGAUUUCGUUAUGGUGGAAAGUUCUGUCCCUUUUUUAUAUGAUAUAAAAAAACUUGGCAGAGCUUUUAAGUUCCACGUAUCAAGGACUCAUCGUGUGAAUUUACCAGGUGGACCAUGAAUUUACAGCAGCUUCUUUUUUUUUUCUUUUUUUGUUUUGGAAUUAUAGUGUUUUCCAGCUGUUGUAAUUAAUUUGCAUUUGUGCUGCACAUAGUUAAAGAUGCUCAGUGUCCUUCUCAUGGACAGUCAUUUUCCAAUCGCUGUAAUCUUUAUUUCAUGAUCGUGAUUACUUUGUGAUAAAGAUCUGACAGUGCAUACCCACGUCAUGCGUGUACUGUGUUUAUGCCUUAUGAACUUUUGUUUAAAAAUGCUUUUAAAUGAUUCAUUACAUAGUAUUAUAGCUGGUAUAUUUAUCGUUUGCCAUCAGUAAGCAUUAAAAUGAAUGUAGUUAUAACAGCGAUUCACUUAAUUUCCUUACUUUAAAUGUUUUUUCCUGUAGGUAUUUAGACCUGAUUGUUUUUUUGUUUGUUCCUUCCUCCUAUGAUGAUGAUGACAGAACAGCCACAAACUUGGGACAAACAUGGUGUGCAAGAUCUCUUGAUGAAAAGGAAUGCUGUUGUAAUGAUGUGUGGUGUAUUUAAACACGCGAACGAGUUAAUAAACCUGUGAAUCUGCUGAAUGUUUUAUGGUGCACAUUUUCGAAUGAAAAAUAAACAGCAGGCAAAAGUAAGAGUAUAAACA
Silurus meridionalis is the source of this 6400-nucleotide messenger RNA. RefSeq names its product zinc finger protein 729. Gene Ontology annotation, biological process: regulation of transcription by RNA polymerase II. Gene Ontology annotation, cellular component: nucleus. Gene Ontology annotation, molecular function: RNA polymerase II transcription regulatory region sequence-specific DNA binding; DNA-binding transcription factor activity, RNA polymerase II-specific. The transcript is spliced from 2 exons. The record is from RefSeq and is a predicted model, not a curated record. NCBI's taxonomy places the organism in Eukaryota, Metazoa, Chordata, Actinopteri, Siluriformes, Siluridae. The coding region runs from base 366 to 4964 and encodes 1532 amino acids.